CAUGCUUAACCUCAGUCCAACACAACCCGAGUCCAAACAUUGGAAAGGAAAGAAAACCGUGGAAAGUGACAAGCCAGUGCAGUUUAAUACAAAUGCAUUAUUAUUCCCGUAUAUGUUACAAGUGUUUUAUGCUUUCCAUUUGUUAUAUGAAGAUUUAAAAUUAAAUGUAUUACUAUCAAGUAAUUUGAAACCUUUGUCUUCGUUCUUAUAUCAAUUAGCGAAAGAUUUGAGAUUGAAUAAUUAUGUGAAUCAUUAUUGGUUGGAUUUCCCUAAUGAUUACCAUUAUGAGUGUAAUGAGAUGGACUCUCAAGUGAGUGAUGCGAUGUUGAAGAAGCUCUCUCCACCUAAUUACUUCUCUCCGGAGCCUCCCGGGAUCUUCAGCUAUUUGAACUCGGUGUUGAAGAACUGUGAUGUUGGAUAUUAUCCUCAUUUACCAGAAGUUAAUGAUACCUGUAGAGAUCUUAUAGAGAUAUUGUGCACUGUGGGGUGCGGGCGCGGCGCCGGCGUGCAGCCGCUGAGCCAGCAGGUGCUGGGCAGCAGCACGCCGCGCCCGCACCGCCUCUCCGGCCCCGCGCCCGCGCCGCACGCGCAGGCCGCGCUGCUCGCCGCGCACAGAGGUUUCUUACCCCCUUAA
Molecule: messenger RNA, 634 nt
Organism: Papilio polytes (common Mormon)
Lineage: Eukaryota; Metazoa; Arthropoda; Insecta; Lepidoptera; Papilionidae
Product: anaphase-promoting complex subunit 1-like
Exons: 3
Coding region: 2-634 (210 amino acids)
Biological process (GO): metaphase/anaphase transition of mitotic cell cycle; protein K11-linked ubiquitination; anaphase-promoting complex-dependent catabolic process
Cellular component (GO): anaphase-promoting complex
Molecular function (GO): molecular adaptor activity
Source: RefSeq, a predicted model, not a curated record